CGCUCCCAAACAAUCUCACCCAACUGGCCUUACUGCACAAACCAAAAUGGCAUACACAACACAAGCCGAGUUCGACGAGGCCCUCACCACCGUUCGCGCCACUUUCGCCAGUGGGCGCACCAAAUCCAAAUCCUGGCGACGCCAACAACUCAAACGCCUCUGGUGGAUGCUUGAAGACCAUCGCCCAGCCAUCCUGGCCGCCUUACGGGCGGACCUACACAAAUCCACCGAAGAAAGCACACUCGUCGAGAUCGGGAUCAUGCAAACGGACAUCCUGUACACGCUGAAGAAGCUGGACGAGUGGACGGCGGACGAGAAGCCCACGCGCCUCGACCCGAUCAACUUGCUCGGGGGUACUGUCGUGCGGACGGAGCCUCUCGGCGUGACGCUGAUUAUCGGGGCGUGGAACUGUCCCGUGCAGUUGGCGCUGCAGCCGCUGAUCGGGGCGAUUGCGGCGGGAUGUGCGGCGAUUGUGAAGCCAAGUGAUGUGGCGGUCGCAGCGCAAGAUGUGCUCACGAAAAUUAUUCCAGAGUAUCUGGAUGGGGAUGCGAUCCGGUGUGUGACGGCGGGUCCCAAGGAGAUGGAGUAUAUUUUGCAGCAGCGGUUUGAUCAUAUUUUCUACACCGGGUCGGCGAAGGUCGCGAAGAUUGUGCAUGCGGCGGCGGCGAAGCAUUUGACGCCCGUGGUAUUGGAGUUGGGCGGGCAGGGCCCGGCGAUUGUUUGUGAAGGGGUUGAGGUUGAGAAGGUCGCGAAGAGGAUUGCGGGGACCAAGUUUUUUCUGGCGGGACAGGUCUGCAUUAGCGUCAACCACAUCCUUGUGCACCCCUCCAUCCGCGACGCGCUCGUCACCUCUCUGAUCCACUGGUUCGAUACGUUCAACGGCGGCCGCGAUGUCAUCCCUGAAUACUCCUGCCACAUCGUCAACGAGCGCAACUUCGACCGCCUAGAAUCCCUACUGGCCCGCACAUCCGGCACUGUGGUCUACGGCGGCGUCCGUGACCGCUCUACGCGCUACUUCGGCCCGACCAUUGUCGUCGGCGUUCAGCCGGACGACGUCCUUCUCACCGAGGAGAUCUUCGGUCCUAUUCUUCCAGUGAUAGACGCGGACCUUGACGCCGCCCUUGCCUUCACUACCUCCCUCGAGCAUCCGCUCGCGCUGUAUGCGUUUACCAACGCCCAAGCGGAGAAAGACCGCAUCCUCCAGGAGACGACAUCCGGGGGCGUGACGUUCAAUGAUUGUCUGCUGCACGCUUUGGCCAGGGAUACGCCCUUUGGUGGUGUCGGGCAGGCGGGCAUGGGCUCCUACCAUGGUAAGUAUGGUAUUCAGGCGUUUUCGUAUCGGCGGACCGUGACGAACGCCAUGCCGGCGAUUAUGGAGGGCGCGCUCGAGGCGCGAUACCCGCCGUAUACGAUCGAGAAGAUGAACAAGAUGGCGCCUCAUGUGAUGGCGCCGUUCGACCGCGAGGGCAAUGAGAAGAUGUCGGUGGGGAAAGUGAUUGGGGCAGUCGGGGCGGUGGCCGCUCUCGGUGCGUCGGUGUGGUUCGCGAGGGAUAGGAUUCCAGGAUAUGUAAGGGGGUGGAUGCGGUAGGUUCUUGGUGUCUUUAUGUAAGUCUGCUUUGUUAAGUUAAUUAGUUAGGUGUAG
Aspergillus saccharolyticus JOP 1030-1 is the source of this 1642-nucleotide messenger RNA. RefSeq names its product aldehyde dehydrogenase. Gene Ontology annotation, biological process: aldehyde metabolic process. The transcript has 3 exons. Gene Ontology annotation, cellular component: cytoplasm. The record is from RefSeq and is a predicted model, not a curated record. Lineage: Eukaryota; Fungi; Ascomycota; Eurotiomycetes; Eurotiales; Aspergillaceae. Gene Ontology annotation, molecular function: aldehyde dehydrogenase (NAD+) activity. The coding region runs from base 47 to 1588 and encodes 513 amino acids.